Molecule: messenger RNA, 861 nt
Organism: Acaulospora morrowiae
Lineage: Eukaryota; Fungi; Glomeromycota; Glomeromycetes; Diversisporales; Acaulosporaceae
Source: the annotation of a GenBank genome assembly
AUGACUGAUAAUUAUGCUAAACUCGAAAAACUUGGCGAAGGGACAUACGGCGUCGUCUACAAGGCAAAAGAUAGGACAACAGGGAGAAUCGUAGCACUCAAAAAGAUUCGACUAGAAGACGGUGAAGAAGGAAUUCCGCCCACUUCGAUUCGUGAGAUAUCUUUACUCAAGGAAGCUAAUAGGAAUGAGAAUAUUGUAAAGCUUUUGGACAUUGUUAGUCAAGAAAGGAAAUUGUAUCUCGUGUUUGAGUUUCUAACGAUGGACUUGAGAAAGUUUAUUAAAGAGAUACCUAAGGAAAAUGGAAUGGAAUCUUUAACUAUGCAGAAAUUUAUGUAUCAGCUUGUUGAUGGAACCAUGUACUUGCAUAUGCGCCGUAUCUUUCAUCGAGACUUGAAGCCUCAAAAUCUGCUAAUUGAUUCGCAAGGAGAUCUUAAAGUGGCAGAUUUCGGUUUAGCCAGAGCUGCUGGUAUUCCUCUGAAGCCCUACACGCAUGAGGUGGUCACCUUAUGGUACAGAGCACCGGAAAUUCUACUUGGAUCUUUUCAUUAUGCCUUUGCUAUUGACAUGUGGAGCAUCGGAUGUGAUUCCGAAAUUGAACAGCUCUUCAUGGUAUUCGAGGUCCUGGGAACACCGGAUGAAGAGACAUGGCCGGGAGUUACCAAAUUUCCGGAUUACAACCCUAAUUUUCCACGAUGGAAGCCUCAGAAACUUCGUGAUUUUGUUCCAUCAUUAGACUCACUCGGUCUUGAUUUACUUCAGAAACUUUUCACUUAUGAUACCAUCCGUCGAAUUUCUGCAAAACGCGCCCUCUCUCAUCCCUAUUUCAACAGAUGGAAAUCUUUAAAGAAUUUUAAACGAUAG